Molecule: messenger RNA, 1215 nt
Organism: Lepisosteus oculatus (spotted gar)
Lineage: Eukaryota; Metazoa; Chordata; Actinopteri; Semionotiformes; Lepisosteidae
Source: RefSeq, a predicted model, not a curated record
AUGGAGAAAAGCUUUUACAUAGAAGUUCCACCCCUCACGGCCCUAACAGAAAACGCACCUCUGGAGUUCUACAUCGCAGGCAACGGAGAAGAUUAUUUAGAUUUAAACAACACGCUGCUCUAUGUGACUGCUCUAGCAGACGGUCAGGACAUUGAUGCGGCAGCCCGUGUGAGUCUGGUGAAUUACCCCACUGCUGCCAUCUUCAGCCAGGUUGACAUCACCGUAGGAGACCUGUUGAUCAGCCAGAGCAACAACUGUUAUACUUACAGAGCCUUUAUAGAGUCUGUCCUGAACUACAGUGAAGAGAUGCUGAAGACGCAGUAUUCAACCGAGCUCUUUUACAAAGACACAGCCAGGCAACACGAGUCCACAAUUUUGGAUGGACCCAAUCAGGGGUUCCGAAAAAGAGCAUCAUACACGACGCAAAGCCAAAAACGGGAGCUCCUGUGUCACAUUCACGCAGACCUGUUUUUUCAGGACAAACUACUACUGAGUGGCAUUGACCUGAAAAUAAAACUCAAAUGCAACAGAGAUGCUUUCUGCUUAAUGAACAACGCCGGAGAACACAAGCUGAGCGUACUCUCUGCAUCUUUGUUUGUGAAAAGAGUCAGAGUGUCACCAGGGGUCAGACUGGGACACACCGAAGCACUCCUGACGGCCAACGCUAAAUACCUCAUAGACUGCGUACAGAUGAAAGUCUUCAGUCUGCCUGCAGGGAGCCGCGUGUGUAACCAAGAAAACCUCUUUCUUGGGCAGUUACCCAAAGUGGUAAUUUUGGGGUUUGUGGACAAUGCAGCAUUCAGCGGCAGUUUUACACAAAACCCCUUCAAUUUUAAACACUACAACGUUAACUUUCUGGCUCUAUAUGCUGACGGUGAACAAAUCCCCACUAAACCGCUUCAACCAGACUUCCAGAAUGGACAUUGCAUCCGUGAAUAUUUUAAUCUGGGGGAAACAUCUGGAAAGCGUCUGAGAGACAAACCACUUCUGGUGGACCGCGAGGAGUAUGCCCACAGUUACACAUUGUUCACUUUCAACCUCAGCCCCGACGACGAGUGCACAGGUCAUUAUUCACUUAUCACAAUGGGUAAUCUGAGAGCCGAAAUACGCUUCGCACUACCGCUACACACUACAGUUAACCUGGUUGCGUACACGCUGUUCGACAAUGUGAUAGAGCUUGAUAUGAGGCGUCAAGUAAUUUACGACUUCAGCUAA